AUGCGCCGGCUGGCGGAGGCUCGGGCGGCUCGAGAGCUUGCCGAGCUGGAGGAGAGACGGCUGGAAACUGAACAACGGCACCUGGAAGAGCAACGACAGUUGGAGCAACGGCGCCUGGAAGAGCAACGACAGUUGGAGCAACGGCGCCUGGAGGCUGAGCGCGCAAGGAUAGAGGCUGGACUAGAGGAGGAAAAGGCCCAAAUAGAGGUCGAGGAGGUGGAGAAGGCCUCAAGUCGUGCCUCGCUUUCACGAGUGGAGAAGGCCUCAAGUCGUGCCUCGCUUUCACGAGUGGUACAUUGGCUUAAUCAAAAUCACUCGCCCAAGCCUGAAGCGAAUCGAAGUGACAAAUUGCUAGGCCGCCUGUCAGCCAGAGACCUGCCUACGUUCUCUGGCGAUGCACUCGAAUGGCUGCGUUUCAAACACGCCUUCGAGUCGACGACUAGAAUAGGCCAGUACUCGGAAGACGAAAACGUAGCCCGCCUACAGAGAUGCCUGCGUGGAGAGGCGUGGGAGACGGUAGCGGCCCGCAUCAUCACCGUGUCCUCGGCCCAAGAGAUCAUGAAGACCCUCGAAAUGCGCUUUGGAAGACCAGAUCUUAUAGUGCAGAAGAUUAUUGGAGAAAUAAAGAAAAUACCGAAGCUAAGUGGCUCUAGGACGGACCUUGGUGUAAAACAUGAGGAGAAUGAUAAGUUUUCAGGUCAACAGCGAGCUAUGAGUAUUCUCGACGCGAAGACCAGGAAGAUCGGUGACAGAUGGGAGACCGGGCUGCUGUGGAGAUCGGAUGACGUCGCUCUGCCGGAGAAUAAAGGGAGCGCAGUGCAGCGACUGAAGGUGAUAGAGAGGAUGAUGGACGUUGACCCCGCUUUCUCGAUUGACUAUUCGAAGCAGGUGGAUAAUUUACUGGAAAAACAUUAUGCAGAAGAAGUCCAUGAAACUUUGGCCGGCCCGAGACUUUGGUACUUGCCACAUUUCGGAGUACGCAAUCCGUCUAAACCGGGAAAGCUUCGCCUAGUGCAUGAUGCGAGAGCAGAAACAAAAGGCAUUUCUCUGAAUACGGAGUUGCUAGCAGGCCCUGACCUUCUUAAUUCAUUAGUUGGUGUUUUGUUCCGUUUUCGAGAGAGGGCGGUAGCAGUUACGGGAGAUAUCAAAGAAAUGUUUAUGCGUGUCAAAAUAAACGAAGAGGAUCAGAAAUCGCAACUAUUUUUGUGGCGUGGGAUGAAUAGAGAUCAACCUCCCCGUACGUACAAAAUGACUUCGAUGAUUUUUGGCACGAAAUCAUCCCCGUGUACUGCUACGUACAUUAUUAGAAAGAAUGCUGACCAAUAUGCUGAAUCUCAUCCGCGCGCCGUGAUAGCUAUUAAAAGAAGACACUAUGUAGAUGACUAUUGUGAUAGCGUGGACACAGUUGAAGAGAUGAAGCAACUAGUAGCCGACGUCACUGCGAUUCACCAUGCUGGUGGAUUCGAGAUAAGAGGCUUCGUAUCGAAUAAACCUGAAUGUCUUCCUGAGCCAACAGAGACGCCGUCGGUUAGCUUAUUGCAAACGGAGAGCUCUCAGCGCACCUUGGGAAUGAUAUGGAAGCCACAGAAAGAUGCUCUUGGGUUCGACCUGAGUUUCAAGAAGUUGGAAGCAGACAUUGUCGACGGAUCACAAAAACCCACUAAACGUCAAAUGCUUAAAGUCAUAAUGUCUGUUUUCGAUCCUUUAGGUUUCCUUGGUCCACUGUUAAUUCGAGGCAAAAUUUUGCUGCAACAACUUUGGCGAAGCGGCGUGAAGUGGGACGAGUUAAUAGGUGAUACCUUUACACGAACCUGGAGUGAAUUCCUGAUAGAUUUAAAGUCGUGUGAAGAGUUUAUGGUACCUCGUUGUUAUGGUUUCAGUGCUUUCGAUCAGUUUCAACUGCACGUUUUUGUGGAUGCCUCAGAACAAGCAUUUUCGGCAGUAGCUUACUUGCGUAGACACAACGGUGAGGUAGCCUUUGCAGCUGGAAAAUGUAGAGUCACGCCAUUGAAAUUGAUUACCAUACCUCGUCUAGAGCUUCAAGCGGCUCUCAUGGGUGCUCGACUAGGCGCCACUGUUCAAAGGGAGCAUGACCUGAAUAUUGUGGAUCGUUUUUUUUGGACAGAUUCCGUUUUGGAAGCGAUGGCUGCGUGA
Molecule: messenger RNA, 2154 nt
Organism: Plutella xylostella (diamondback moth)
Lineage: Eukaryota; Metazoa; Arthropoda; Insecta; Lepidoptera; Plutellidae
Source: RefSeq, a predicted model, not a curated record